AAAAAAUUUUCAAAGCGUGCCAAGUACAUUCGUGAGUAUGUUCAUCACCAAAAUAAAUAAGAAAACAUAACCUUUAAAAGUGAUCUUGAUAUUAAAAUAAAAUAAAAUAAAAUAAAAAUCUGUAUUAAUAUUUGAUACUUUUGUUAAAAUAAUGGCUCCAAAAAAAGCUGGUGGUAGUGGGAAAGCUGGAAAAUCAAAAGGUAAUGCAAAUAACGAAGAAAAAGGAAAAGAAGAUAAGAAAGGCGGAACUGCUAUUAAGGUUCGACAUAUACUUUGUGAAAAACAAUCUAAAGUUCUCGAAGCUAUGGAAAAAUUAAAAUCUGGACAGAAAUUUAACGAGGUAGCCACAACUUACAGCGAAGACAAAGCAAGAUCCGGUGGCGAUCUUGGGUGGAUGACACGAGGUUCCAUGGUCGGUCCAUUUCAAGAAGCAGCUUUUGCAUUACCAAUAUCUAGUAUCGGUUCGCCAGUUUAUACAGAUCCACCGGUCAAAACGAAAUUUGGUUAUCAUAUUAUUAUGGUAGAAGGAAAGAAAUAAAUAAGCUUUAGUUUGCACAAAUUUUUUAUCAAUGUUCAAUAAUCAUUUUUCUUGUAAAGAAAGACAUUUUCACUUCAUACAAUUUAUCAUCAUUUUUAAGAUAUAUUUUUGCAGGAUGGAAACAAUAUA
This is a messenger RNA of Ceratosolen solmsi marchali, 667 nucleotides long. Its product is annotated as peptidyl-prolyl cis-trans isomerase NIMA-interacting 4. NCBI's taxonomy places the organism in Eukaryota, Metazoa, Arthropoda, Insecta, Hymenoptera, Agaonidae. The record is from RefSeq and is a predicted model, not a curated record. Gene Ontology annotation, molecular function: peptidyl-prolyl cis-trans isomerase activity; DNA binding. Bases 152 to 538 code for a protein of 128 amino acids. The transcript has 3 exons. Gene Ontology annotation, biological process: rRNA processing.